AUGACGCUUCCCCGGCUGGCAAGUGCACUGGUGACCGAGUCGCUCGUCGCUGCGACUUACGGCGACGACAACGACAGAAAGACGGCAACGCUUUCGCUCAAUGGGACCGACCUCGCCAAAAUCCCGUUGAUAAGCAAGCCAAUCUUAUCUGGAGUCGAUACUAUCAAACUGCUCGACCCGCUCGACGUUGAUCCAUCUUACACUGAUGCCGAUCUGGUCAGGAUAUGGACACAAUUCUCGUCAUUGUCAGGACUGUCGGAGGAGUCGAGCGCUUCCAUCCUGUCAGAGCUGGUGAGCGCGUCGGAAUGGUUUGGACGGGACACCAAGGACGGUGGGGCUUUCCCGACGCUCUCGUCACCGGCCAUUGCGUGGGAACAGUCGGUGAUGGGUGGGCACCCGACACACCCGAUGCACAAGACGCGCGCCCCACUCCCGCCCCUCCGCCUGGACCCGUCGUACAACCUUCUCCAUCCCCGUCUGAGGCUGAUCCACGUUCCGCCUACAUCUAUCCUCACAACCGGGCCGUACCACGACCUUAUCGCUCCCUUCAUUGCGCGCUUCCCGACAUACACAGUCCCGGCGGGGUAUGUUCCUGUUCCCGUUCACGAGCUUCAGAUCGCCCAUAUAGCCGCCAACUUUCCCGAAGCAGUCAUACAUCCACCCGCAGUUUCCUACCCUGUCGAGGCACAACAGUCUCUACGGUCAAUUAUUGUUCCAGAUCUCGAUAAUGGACUUCAUUUGAAGCUACCACUAGGUAUCAAACUGACGAGCGCUGUGCGGACCAUUUCGCCAGCUUCAGCGUAUCUCGGACCGCGUUUUUCUGCGCAGAUAAUCCCCAAACUCACAUACGAUCGAACUAUCCUAACUGUCGCAGAGGAGCCUGUCUCGCUCAUUGGUACACAUCCUGACCCUCUCGUUGCUCGACACCUUGCCUGUCUCAUCCGGCAAGAUCAUACUGUCAACUCCAACUCGAGAACCAUUGACAUCGUUUGCACGGCCCUCGUCGAUACUUCUUCCCCACAAGCCAUUUUUGGCCUUAUUACGAAAGAAUCACGCGUCGCCUGGCUCUCAAAUUACAUUGACAUUCUCCUUCGCGCCUUUCUCCCGCCCCUGAUCAUCAAUGGCGUUGCAUUCGAAUGUCAUCCCCAGAAUACCGUUGCCCGUUUCUCAUCCGAAGCCCCCCACAAGCUCGUCGCGUUCAUCGUCCGCGAUUUCGGUGGAUUAAAGAUACAUCCUGCUACCCUUCUUGCUUCCGUUUCAGAAGCAGACCUUACUUUCGUUCAUCCCGCCCAUUCCAUCCUAACCGAAACGAUAGAUGCGGUCUGGACGCGGACGUAUCAUACUGUUGUGCACAACCAUCUCCAGCAGCUCAUACGUGUUAUGGGUCUUCAUACAGGCGGCGAAGGAUACGAGCUGCUCCGCGUACAUCUUGCAAAGUUUGUUCCUCCGACGCAUCCGUGGUUCACCGAGCCAUAUGUUGAGGGGAAGUGUUUCAUGCGUAUGCGUAUGCAGGGUAUGGAUCGAUGGCAUCUACACGGGCCAUUCCCGAAUCUCGUCCUCUUCCGAGGAGAAGAGCUGGGUAUACUCAUGGAGAAAGGAGAUGGACAGUCCGUCGAGAAAGCCCGGGCCGACGAACAAGUCACAGCCCUUGGCCCAUCUAGUUGGGUCAAAGUGGCGUAA
Molecule: messenger RNA, 1680 nt
Organism: Guyanagaster necrorhizus
Lineage: Eukaryota; Fungi; Basidiomycota; Agaricomycetes; Agaricales; Physalacriaceae
Exons: 2
Coding region: 1-1680 (559 amino acids)
Biological process (GO): siderophore biosynthetic process
Source: RefSeq, a predicted model, not a curated record